Molecule: messenger RNA, 929 nt
Organism: Triplophysa rosa
Lineage: Eukaryota; Metazoa; Chordata; Actinopteri; Cypriniformes; Nemacheilidae
Gene: coxfa4b
Product: NDUFA4 mitochondrial complex associated b
Exons: 4
Coding region: 191-607 (138 amino acids)
Source: RefSeq, a predicted model, not a curated record
UCUGGUCAAUUUACACACGUAAAAAUGUCCAAUAAUGUUCUGGUGUUCCACACGUAGGCUACAGAGACCCGCUUUUUCAGGUAAGAUUAUGAAACAUCUGUAGUAUGUUUUUAAAUGCCAGUUAGAUACAUAUAUUCAUAAAUAUGACAACGUAUAAAAGAGACAUGAACGUGGCUGAUUUGAAAUUGCCAUGAUCUCUAUGAACUCGUCUCGUACCCGCGGGCGCCCCCUGUCAUCAGCACCAGGCAGCUGCACCUGUUCUUCCAGCGCAUCCCUUCACACUGUCCUCCGGCAUCUUACAACAGUGCACCCGUCACAUCGCCGUUUAAUCGUGUUUAUCAUGCUGGGUACCGUAUUAAAACAACUGAAAAGCCACCCGGCUUUGAUUCCUUUGUUUGUGUUCAUUGGUGGUGGAGCGGGCAUGUCUGUGCUUUACCUGUGCCGUCUCGCUUUAAAGAAUCCUGACUGCUCCAUUAGAGUGUAUGGCGUGUUGACACACAGAUCUGUCACAGAUGGGAUCGCAAGAACAACCCAGAGCCUUGGAACAAACUGGGGCCAAAUGACCAGUAUAAGCUCUUCGCUGUCAACAUGGACUACUCUAAACUGAAGAAGGACCGACCCGACUUUUAAACAGAGCUUCUGUUAAACAAUGUGUUUUCUUUCCUGAAGGUUUAUUCAGUACAUCAGACAGACUUCAGAAAUGACUGAAACAUCUGAAUCUCCAUUUAAAGAUGGAAGUGCUCCUUUGAAAACACAUACAGCUACAAAGAUAUAAAAAUCUUAUUUAUAGUAUAUAGAAAUCUUAUUUUUAACACUAUUUACACACCCCAAAGAAAAUGCCCCCUUUACUUGUGUUCAUGAAUGUCUGUACAAAUCUUCCUGUUAUCUGAAUAAAGAAAACAGACAGCAAUAAUAAGAGUCAAGAGUUG